Molecule: messenger RNA, 7442 nt
Organism: Aquila chrysaetos chrysaetos
Lineage: Eukaryota; Metazoa; Chordata; Aves; Accipitriformes; Accipitridae
Gene: HTR4
Product: 5-hydroxytryptamine receptor 4
Exons: 7
Coding region: 3442-4605 (387 amino acids)
Biological process (GO): chemical synaptic transmission; regulation of appetite; adenylate cyclase-activating adrenergic receptor signaling pathway
Cellular component (GO): plasma membrane
Molecular function (GO): G protein-coupled serotonin receptor activity
Source: RefSeq, a predicted model, not a curated record
UAUCUCCCUCUCUAAUCCUCUCCAAUUUUUCUUUUUAAAAAUUUAAUUAAAUUUUUGUAGGCAUCCCAUUCAGGCUGAAUAAACUCUUUGAUAAUCCUGGAGGGGAAUCUGCAUUAAAAGGACGUGUGAUGUAGUAUGACCAAAACUGAUGACAGCAUUAGGGUUCAGCAUGACCUGUUCUCAGGGUUCAGAAACACCCAGCGAUGGAAGGGUCUUGUACGCUGCCUCCUCCAUGCAUCAAAAUCCACUCCCCACUUCACGGUUUGCACCUGGUAAAGCAAAGAGAGUGCCAGGAUCCUGAGACCAGGACUGCAGAGGAGCAGCGGCAGGCAGCCUCGCUCUGCUCAGGCACUGCUCACAUUCAGGCAUCUUUACACAAGGGGAUCUGUUUUGGUCAAGCUUCCACGAAUGACUCCCUUGGCUCUCCAUCCACCUGGACCACUCUGCAGGCAGCGAAACACUUUGCUGCUGUAGGUUCUGCCUGGAUGGAGAGAUGGCUCCGUAUACAUCUGGUACUCGUGGUGUAGAAUAUUACUCUCCUCCAAAUAUCGGCGAUACGGGCACACCAAAGGGUCAGGAGGUGAGGAAUUGGGUGGCAGAGACAGCGCAACGAGGACCCACUGCUCGUGCAAUGGGUGGGCGCAGGCUGGGAUCACUGCCCCGUCCUCCGGCAGGACAUAACCCAACUCCUACCAGCACAGCGUGCUUUACCCCUGGCUCUAACCACUAACCACUGGGGCUGGGGAGAUGGGGGCCUAAGAUGUCAAGACCCUCCUCCAACUGCAACUUUUGAAUCUGCCUUCUAGCAUUCAGGUUUUCAAAGUGCAUUUCCCUAAGACUGCAGUGAGCACAGCAAGGCUGGGACAGGAGUUUGCUGCAGUGCCAGCAGGAAGGGGACUGCUCGGUUCUCUUUUCCGUCACUCUCCAACUUGAUGGAUGCAGGUGAGCAGCUUUGAUCCUGACCCACCGUGCUGCUGGUCUUCGAUCCAAUGAAGCAUUUAAACACCUGCUAGGAAAGCGCAUAAACCCGUUUGACUUCAGUUUGCCUGCUCGUGUGCAAACUGCAGCAUGUGCUUGGCUUAGGGGUCCGCACUCUGAUGUUUUCCCUUUUAUGCUAUCAGGCUCAUUAGUAGUAGCUGCUGGAGAUCCUGACUCAGAACAGCAGCAAAGGCAAGUGAGCAGCUGCUCUGAGGACUCAGAUCUUGUCAGGAAGAGCUACAACUGCUUGCUCCAUGAACAGACAUCAAGCCACAUAUGUAUAUAAAUUCAGUAUUAAAGCUAGAGGCUAUAAUAAUGAGUUGUCCAGAAAGCUCACGUUCGUACUACAGAGAAGAAAAUGAAGCCAAACCAAAAUUGUUUCAGGAAUGCUUUAACUUCCAGUUUUAAAAUGACCCAUCUCAGCUCCACCCAGACCAGCCUCAUCCACUUUGUCCUCAGUGGUGCAAACCUGAGAAAAUCCAAACUAUGACAAGGUGUUUCUUCACGGAUUUGAUCCCAGUUUUACUUUUCUUAAUGUUAUUCUUUAUCUGUCUUUCAGUUACUAUAGUGAUGAACAAAUGCAUGCAACAAACACGAGGCCUGGCAGCCUGGGAAGGCGUGUUUGCCUGCAAUGGCUGAAAAUACCGCCAAAUUUUUUGAGAAAUCAGUUGAAAGAUCUUUGCCAAAACCCCUCACAUCUUUAAAAAAUGGGUCCUACCAAACAAGUUGAUAAUAAAUUGUGUUUAAUAGACAUUUAUUUUUUGAAACUUUGUGUAUCUUGUCAGCAAGAAACAUACAUUGCAAUUUGUUGGCUGCUCUGGUUUCUCCUGCAUCUACACACCAUCAAAGGCGUCCCUUUUCCAGGUGCAAGGACCUAAACUGGGAUUAAAGGGCAUGAAAUUGAUAGCUACAAACCAAAUUUCUUCUCUGAACUUGUGUGUACUUUGGAUCACCCUGUUCCAGUGCAGUUCUGCUCUGAGAAACGACAGCCUGAAGAGCUCGCAGUGACGUCCCUCGGGGUCACCCACAAAGCCCGAGAGGCAUUGUAUGAGUGCAGCAGUGUGCCUGAAUCCAUGCCAUGGAUCUCACUCAACAAACUCAGUCUCUUGGAGUCAAAUCUGCUGACAUUUCUAGCCAGAAGUUACAUCAAGACGGAGAGGCCAAGCUGAAGGGCCUUGCCCUGUGGAUGGAGUUUCAGCGUGGGCACGGAGCCCACAUAGUUACACAGAGGGAACGAGGAGCCUAGUCUCAUGCAGACCUGGAGGUACUGGCGAUGGAGGGAACCCUGGAGCUGCAGCCGAAGCUGAGUGCUGGUAGUUGGAAAAAUAUCACUUCAUUUCCAAAAGCAGGUCUAGUCAGAAAUCCUCCCUGCAGCUGUCAGUACCGAGCCUCAUGUUUACAUGAAAUGUUUACAGGCACUUUCCAAAGGAGAAACUGCACAAACGCACUGUAGCUUUGAACCCCCAAAAUACAAAAUGCAGUUCCAGAUGUGGAAGGUUAGCAUACCUGAAGAUGGAGCUGCUCAGAUCCUGCUUUUAUCCUCAGUCCAAUAUUGCAAUAGUUAUUUUAAAACUUCAGAUGAUGAGCUGGUUGUGGUGCCCACCUCUGCCAAGACCGAGGUUUGUUAAGGGUCACAGGGUCAGAUUUUCAGCUGCCAAAGCUCUAAUGAUGUCAAAGGAACCGGGCUGACACUGCAAGCGAAAAAUGCGCUUGCGGUGUGGCUCCACUUCCCUUCUGCUAUUUUCGCACACAAACAAACAGACAAACGCACAAAUCCCUGAAGUUGGCUUUCAAAGCCGAGAGGGAGAGAAGCCCUUUGCCAGGAUCAAGGGGGAUUUGCCCUCCCCAAAGCGCUCAGCUAAAAACCUGGCGGACGAGGGUCGCAGAGCGCUCCGGGAGCCGGCUGAGGGAUGAGGCUGCCGGGGGGGGGGGGGGGGGGGGCGGGCAGAGCCACCCCCCACCUGGGCAGGGCAGGGGCAGAGGCGCAGCCCCCCCCCCCGCCCCGGCCUGGCCCGGGCGCAUCGCGGCGGGACCGACCCAACUUUUCUCGGCUCGGGGCUGGCAAGGGAGAGCCGGCAGGAGCUGGGGGGGGGGUGGUGCGGGGCCGGGCAGCCCCUCUGCUCCCGGGGCGGGGCGGGAGCGGGGCGGGGGCGGGGGCGGACGCUCCCCGCGGCCGCGGAGCGGCGGGGCGGGGGCAGCGCUCCCUGCGCUGCCGCCGCGCCUCGGCAGGCAGCGCCGCAGCCCCGCGGGCGGCGAGCGCGGUGUGUUCCCCCCCCCGUCCCCUCCCCGCACUGCACCGCACCGCGCCAGCAUCAUCAGCACCGAAGACCGGCCCGGGCGGCCCCGUCCUGCCCCGCCGCCGCGAUGAGGAGGCGCGCCGGGGGAGCGGGGCUCCGGCACGGCGAUGGACGAGGUCUCUUCUAUGGACAUUGAACUCCCAGCUACCUAUGCCUAUUGCCUGUGAUGGAAGAACUUGAUGUUAAUGUGAGUUCGAGUGAGGGCUUCGGCGUAGCGGAGAAGAUUGUGCUGCUCACCUUCAUCUCCGCCGUUAUACUGAUGGCCAUCCUGGGGAACCUGCUGGUGAUGGUGGCUGUGUGCCGGGACAGGCAGCUCAGGAAAAUCAAGACCAAUUAUUUCAUUGUUUCCCUUGCCUUUGCGGACCUGCUGGUGUCAGUGCUGGUGAUGCCGUUUGGAGCCAUUGAGUUGGUUCAGGACAACUGGAUCUAUGGAGAGAUGUUCUGCCUGGUCCGAACGUCCCUCGAUGUCCUGCUCACCACAGCAUCAAUCCUGCACCUGUGCUGUAUCUCGCUGGACAGGUACUAUGCUAUCUGCUGCCAGCCUCUGGUUUACAGAAACAAGAUGACUCCAUUGCGCAUUGCUGUAAUGCUUGGAGGGUGCUGGGUAAUCCCAACAUUUAUUUCUUUCCUUCCUAUCAUGCAAGGCUGGAAUAGCAUUGGCAUCAUUGAUCUGAUUCAGCAAAGGCAGUUCAACAAGGCUUCCAACUCCACUUACUGCAUAUUCAUGGUCAACAAGCCAUACGCCAUUACCUGCUCCGUGGUGGCCUUCUACAUUCCCUUCCUCCUGAUGGUGCUGGCCUACUACCGCAUCUACGUCACGGCCAGGGAGCACGCCCGACAGAUCCGGGUGCUGCAGCGCGCGGGGGCCCCCACCGACGGCCGGCAGCACCACCCGGACCAGCACAGCACCCACCGCAUGAAGACUGAGACCAAAGCUGCCAAGACCCUGUGCAUCAUCAUGGGGUGCUUCUGCCUGUGCUGGGCUCCCUUCUUUAUCACAAACAUAGUGGACCCUUUCAUAAACUACACGGUGCCGGGAAAGCUGUGGACGGCUUUCCUGUGGCUGGGCUACAUCAAUUCAGGGUUGAACCCUUUCCUCUACGCCUUCCUGAACAAGUCUUUCAGACGUGCCUUCCUCAUCAUCCUGUGCUGUGGUGAUGAGCGAUACCGAAGGCCUUCCAUCUUGGGGCAGACGGUCCCCUGUUCCACCACCACAAUAAAUGGAUCAACUCAUGUACUAAGGUACACUGUUUUACGUAAUGGGCAUCAUCAGGAACAUGAGAAGCUUCCCAUCCACAAUGACCCUGAAUCCCAAGAGUCCUGUUUCUAGUCACGGUCCUAGAAGAGGAAUGGCCCAGCUGAAGGAGCAGAUUCAUUUCAGGAUACCUAAAGGAUUCACGGACAGCAGGACUUUAUGAAAACUCAUUCAUCUGCAUUGUCAUGGUGCCUCCUGCACCGACUUCACAUGAAUGUCCAGCUGCACAUGUGUAUCUACACAUAUUGAUUGAUGGGGGCAUGGGAAGGUACACGAGCAGAACAGCUGAGGAGACUUUCCUGUAUCUGCAAGGACAGCUGGACUGUAUGACUGCAUCAGAGCCUUACUCCAGGAGUGAGCUGAUUUCUGUCAAUGUGAGGAAACAACACAGAUACAAACCACCCAGUGCAGGAGUUCUGUUAUUCCUUUCCAGCUGCCAUCUGUGUACAAGCCACCUCUCUGUCCUGUGGUAUCAUGAUCUUAAAGAUUAGAAGUUCUGGCUAAAGCCCUAACACGAUGUGAGACUAAAUGCCUGCUUUACCUGCGCAAGAUCCUGCCCGCCGGUGAUCGGAUGCUGUCAGGAGAGAAACAGCACUACGUUUUCUUCAGCAAAAUAAGAGGAAAUGUUUGCCCUUUGAUUAUAGUUAGUGGUGAAAGGUCAGCAUGAGCUGCUGAUUCACCCUACCCUGCAGAGCUUUCUUUGUAAAUGCUUUUAUUGUGUUUCCUGGCCAAGUUCAUUGGUAGAAGACUCAUAGGGUAUAUAUAGUGCCUGACAAGCUGGAGUGGGACCUACAGGGACGUUUCACUGCUACCAGAAGGCCCUGCAAGCACUGCUUCAAUCCAGCCCAAUUGCUAAAAGACAGUGGCCAUCCUCUGCCAUUCAGAGGCCAAUGGACAGGAUGUGGCCCUUAAACCCCAGGCAAGCUGACAGUGCUGUCCUCAUCUGAGCAAACUUUGGGCGUUCUUACCAAGAAGAAAGGUUGGCCAAGAGACAGAGUCAGUCUGUAAUAGAUCACUAAGUGCCAUCUUGAAAAAUAUACCAUCUUUCCUAGCUACAUUAGGAAGACAGACUUCUACUUACAUUUUCCACCUUUAUUUUUCUAUUUGUUUCUGUUCUCUUCCAGUUGAGGCAGGAAGUUUCAAGACUUUCAAAUAUCACCACAUGCACAUCUCUGUUUGCAAAGAUCUCAGUUCUUAGCUGCUUCCCGCAUGUAGAUGUUGCUAUGUUCCUUGUGAGCUGCUUUCACCUUUGCAUGGAAAGAGUAGGCAAGGCUGUAGACUUCGCAACUUUGGGACAAUUAUUAUCAUGCAGUGGGAAAUAUGUAGGAUCAAGACUACAAGCCUCUACCCUUUUUAGAUGAAGAUCUAACCCAGAGAUGCCACCCUGAGCCUAGAAAAUAAAAUUGUACUUUGUUAUAUUGUGUAAUCAUGUACAGAUAUUUUUAAUGUAAAAAGAAAAGUGACAUUAUUUAUUAUUUUUUAUCAGGAAUAUGUGGGUUUUUUCAUUAAAAGCUUCUAGACCCAGGAGCUUAACAUUAUAUGUAUUAUUAUUUAGUAAUAUUUCUGUUGCUAUGUGACAGGUAUUUACUGUAAACAAACAAACAAAUCCUGCUUUGAACAAACAAAAAUGUUGCUCAGUAGGAAAAAAAAUUUGUGCAUGAUAAGAACAACUGGCUUCCUUGCCAUGGCGUCUGACUUCUUUAAAUACUUCUUCCACAUAAAAGUCACUGAUAAAGCUUCACAUCGUUUUCCUUUAGGAUUCAAAAAGACACUGGGCAGAAACAGCCCUAAUUAGAAGAAGCCAGACACUUACUAAUGUAGAAAAUUGUUAGCAGUUAGGAGACAAACUAUUGGUGUUCGUGGUGAUAGGUGCUGGUGGGAUGGGAAGAGCAUGAGCUAUUUGAAAAGAGAGGGUGAGAGAGUUUGAGCCAAUUCCUGGUUCAGUAUUAGGAACCAUUUGGCAAUGACCAGUUUUUACAGGGCUGUGUUUCCAAAAGAACUCAUUAUCAGUUCAACUCUAUUGUUAACACCAAAACAGAGCAGUGGGUGAAAAAAAUUGGCCGUUAUUGAAAGUUUGGAAAAAAUCCAUCCAGGGCCACUUCAGUCCUGUGAUCUACACCUCUGUGGAACUGCUCGCAUGGGGUUUUGUCUGGAUUUGGGUAUGCAAGACUGCAGAACAGGUUGUCUUGGUUUCACCUCAAAGUAUCAAAUUUCUUAAAGAAAUCCUAGAAAAGCUUUUCUCUGUCCCCAUUAAAAGGCAUCAAUACAUUGGUGUGAAAUGUCUCAGAGUGAUAUGGAACCAGCAGCAUGGGGAUGCUAUAGUGAUGGUGUUCUUUGUUUCUGCUGUUGUCCUUGAAGUGUUGUCUUCUCCUAUAUUUUUUGUGUGCUUUAGUAAUAGAUCUCUUCUUAAUUUAAAAUGAACUUCUCAACACUGAGUUUUACUCAUGGGCAAUGUUCAGAAGGCUCUAUCAAUGGGAUCAGUAGCUCACUAGCCAAAAUGGUCAGCAGCUCUGAUUGGAAAAAAGUCUCCAAUUUCAAACACCAUAUUGGAAUGAAAUACCAAAUAUGAAAUGUCCAUGUUCUGUGUCAUCUCUGGCUAAUUGCUUGUUGGACUCAGUAAGCCUGUCAUGAACCACCUGGCAGCUCCUGCUUAAUAAGUCAAUCUCAGCAAUGCUUCUGUGAACCCAGAAAAUGACAUUGUCCAUCAUCAAUAAUGUUAGAAUUUCUAUGGAAAAGAAGCUGUCUCAUGGAAAGGACCCGUACUUGAUUUCCUUUGCUAAAGGUAGCUAGUCCUGCAGCCUCUGAGUUCAUCUUCUCAUUGACCAUUUUGGCUAGCAGUGUCAGAGUCUUUGCCUGUGCUGAAUAAUAUGUAACGCAUUGGCUGCUUCUAAAAAUAAAAAAUCCUCUAUGUA